UUAGCAUAUAAUUUCCAUAUCAGUGAUCGCGCAAGGGUCGACGGGAUAUCCAACAUGGCAGCGCCCAUCACAGCAGUUUUUUCGUGGGGAGCUAACAGUUAUGGGCAGCUUGGCCUGGGACAUCAGAAGGAUCAUCUUUUGCCUGAGAAUCUCAAAACUUUCCCAGAAGAUGUAAAGACCAUCGUGGGUGGAGGUGGUCACACAGUCUUCCUAACAGGCAAUGGGGAUCUGCAUGUAUGUGGCAGUAACAACAAGGGUCAGCUUGGCCUGGGUCAUACCUCUGAUAUCAACAAACUGGUGCGGGUCCCAGACCUCAGACCCCUCAAACAGAUCGUGUGUGGAUGGAAUCAUACAGUAGCAAUAACAGAGAAUGAUGAGCUGCUCUGCUGGGGGUCAAAUACACACGGCCAGCUGACACAUAAAGAGAGUAUUGUCACAAAGCCGAGAAGGAUUGAGCUUUCAGGUGUUGAUUGCCCGAGGUUUGCUGCUAUAUCAGGAGGUCUGAGGCACACCCUGGCCGUAUCAACGGACGGUCAGCUCUGGACAUGGGGAGCCGGCAAGAAGGGUCAACUAGGCUGGACGGAUAGCAAAAUGAGGGUCCCUCACCAAUGGAACAAACCUGUACACAUUCCUGUGAAAGAGGAUGACGUGGAUGUGAAGUUUGUGCAGGUAGCUGCAGGAGCUUAUCACAGUGCCGCUUUAUCAGACAUGGGUAUACUGUACAUAUGGGGCUGUAACAAAUGGAGUCAACUUGCCCAACCCAAGUCCUCCAACCCCAUCUCGACGCCCAAGAGGUUAGACCCUGCCCUAUUUGACGGUCUCACGAUAAAAGGCAUCCACAGUGGCUGGACACACAUGCUAGCUAUAACAGAGGAUGAGUCGGUCUACACGUGGGGCCGGAAUGACUACGGCCAGCUUGGGAGACCAGCGGCAAAGUCGAUAUCCAAUGGAAGCGCAGAGUCAGAGAGUAACGCCACGCCCACAACCACAACUCCAGAUUGCUGCCAUGUACCCACUGAAAUAAGCAUACUAAAAAAUGCCAAGCAGAUUGUAUGUGGAGCUGAGCAUAGUUUAGCCAUAACAAAGGAUGACAAGUUGCUUGCAUGGGGCUGGAAUGAACACGGGAUGUGUGCGGACGGGACCAAGACCAAUGUCUUCCUCCCCAAGCAGGUCCAGGGCCUAGAUGGGCAGGUGGCAUCUAAAGUAGGGGUCGGUGCUGGACACUGCUUUGCCUUCUGCCAGUGAUGCUCCUCAGGUUCUUUCUUCGGUUUCUAUUCAGGUUCUGUGGGUACAAUGAACUGGUAUCGAGAAAUCGUAUAAAGGAGAAACACCUUGAAGAGUUUGAGGGGUAUGUCUUUGUACCCAUUUAACAUAAUCCAACUCAGGUGCAAGGGGUACUUCCUUGCACCCCUUUUAACCUCAUCUGAUUAAAGUAUAAGGAGUUCAGAGUUGAAACUUUUAAAGAACAUGAAAAGGAGAUGUUGUACGUCUUGCUUAAAAACGUGGGCAUUAUCUGGGUUUGUUAGUACUUAGUGAAGUAGGUAAUUGGGAAGAGGUGUCUUAAAGAAUGGAUGAUAACACUUAUACAAGAAAAGGGCUCUUUUUUGCUUUCUCAGUAUUUGUAGGAUUGUAUUACGGUGUGAGGGGUGUCUCCUUUCACCCCUCCUACUCAAUCUGACUCCGGUAUCAAAACGUGUUUUAUUGUGUACAAGGCCAAGUGUUAAGAGGACAUUCUCUUCAUGCCAAAGCAGCCACUAAGAGCUAGAAGGGCACUAACUCAUAUUGUUUAACACUGAGCUAAUGCCCUUCUAACUGUCAAUGCAAGGUGCAUAAUUAUGUAGUGUGAUAUUUCCCAUAAAACGGGGAUAUCCAUGUAUGAUACAUUGUAAAAUAACAGAUUUUAUUGUAAAAUAUAUUUUUAUGAAAACACUUAUAGGCAUUUAGACGCAGUAGCAAAGAGAGUUAAUUGUUUGCUUUAAAGGAGUAUGAAACUUAUUCUUCUGACUGGCUUUUGCUUAUUCACCAGGUACAUAACGUGCAGGAGUCACUGCCACUGGUCUAUUUACACAAUUCUUGAAUUUGAGUUCUUUUCACUUUAGCAAUGAUAUAAAUGUUUGAAUAAGAUCAGGAAGACCCAACAUCAUUAGAUAAGUAAGUCAUCAUUUUGCAAUAUUUUUGAUAGCAUUUCAGGUUCUUAUUUUGAUUUUGAUUGUGCAUGUAUUCAUCCAGGAGAUGCCUACAUAGUACUAUUAUUACCCUCGCUUUAGCCCAGCUGGCCUAAGGCACUCCAAGCAUUCAAGGACUAAAUUCCUACCAGGUUCCCAUUUAUUACACCUGGGUGGAGAGUAGCAAUUGUUGAUUAGUGUUGUGACCAGACUCGUAACUACGACCAUUUGAUCCACAGUUCGAUAAAGAAUCCACUGUACUACGACACCUCUACAUUAUC
Messenger RNA from Strongylocentrotus purpuratus (purple sea urchin), 2446 nucleotides. RefSeq names its product secretion-regulating guanine nucleotide exchange factor (gene sergef). Bases 55 to 1245 code for a protein of 396 amino acids. The transcript is spliced from 10 exons. Lineage: Eukaryota; Metazoa; Echinodermata; Echinoidea; Camarodonta; Strongylocentrotidae. The record is from RefSeq and is a predicted model, not a curated record.